This is a messenger RNA of Aedes albopictus (Asian tiger mosquito), 10900 nucleotides long. RefSeq names its product zinc finger protein hangover. Gene Ontology annotation, biological process: regulation of transcription by RNA polymerase II. Gene Ontology annotation, cellular component: nucleus; chromosome. Lineage: Eukaryota; Metazoa; Arthropoda; Insecta; Diptera; Culicidae. The record is from RefSeq and is a predicted model, not a curated record. The coding region runs from base 284 to 4573 and encodes 1429 amino acids. The transcript is spliced from 11 exons. Gene Ontology annotation, molecular function: chromatin insulator sequence binding; DNA-binding transcription factor activity, RNA polymerase II-specific; RNA polymerase II transcription regulatory region sequence-specific DNA binding.
CUCUCGAAUUGUGUUCUUGUAAACAAACGUCAAAAUCUUUUGCUUUUUCAGUUUGUUUCGUUUCAGAAGCGGAUGGGAUUGGAACUGAAAGUGCAGGACCAUGUUUUCGGUGAUGGGUCACCCGGGGGGGCCCGGAUGUUUACGAUAUUGUUAAGUGAAAAUCGAAUAAUAUUAUAAGGAACUGAAAGUUUUUCGUUCCAUUGGACAGCUGUGUGCAAAAGCAAUCACAGUAAUCAAUCUAAUCAAAUAGACAGCUUCCAGCGGUGCGUCGGACAGAACAGACAUGGUUGUGAGAAGGAAGAAUUGUCGGCUGUGCCUGGCUCCGGAAGAAGAGUGUGUUCCAAUUUUCUCCAACUAUGCCGCCGAUCGGCAACGUUUGGAUCAGAAAAUUUUCUCCUGCGUACGGAUCAAGGUCCUCCAAGAAGAUGACUUGUCACAAAAAAUUUGCCAUGCUUGUAUCAGCUACUUGAACUCCUGGCAGAGUUUCAAAAAUCGUUGUGAUGCAGCAGAGAAACGUCAAAGAAGUUGGACUGAAAUAGAUCGUGUCGCGAUAAGUUCCGCUGUCGAUCGCAAUGCCGUCAUCCAGCAUGUUAAAGAACUGUGCCCCGGAGUAACGAUUGAAAGCAUUUCCCAGAAGGUGCCUCCGCGUUUGACUGACACAGCCGAUAAAUCACGCACAAGCCAUGGCACGCUUCAGGAACAGCUGAAGGAGAAUGGUGUACAGAUCAGCAGCUCGUCAGCUAGCGGUAACUUGAAUCUAAUUAAAGAGGAACCUAAGGAGCAGGAAGAUGACAACGACGAGAGGGGUGUAGUGAUGGAAUUAGAUCCUUCACAGUUCUUGAUUCAGUCACAAAAUGAAGAAAACUACGACGACGAUUUUGACGAAGGUGAUAUAUCAGGUGGUCCACCUCUUCUGGAAUCGCUUGUACUACACCACAACAACAGUGAUGAUAUUGUAAAGCAUCCAUCCGACAAUGAAACAGGUGACGAUGUUGAUGGUAUGCAGCACCAAAUGGUAGCAGCUUGUUCCGUGUGCGAAAUGACUUUCUCGAAUCGAGCCAAUGCUCGCCGUCAUGAGCGUAAUAUACAUGGCCUAAAGCAGAAUCCAGUAAAUCCCUUAUCGGCACAGGUACCGCAAGUUACUUUGGAAUGUGUCGAAACUCGAGUACAUCCUAAAUCAAGCGACAAUACGCCAAUUAUUUCAACUUCAACCGGUAUCCCCAGUAUCGACUUGAAGGCCAAAUUCAGAAUGAAGCUCAAAUCGGAAAGGGAGACAUUUGAUUACAGUGAUCCGUCCAAAUAUCGCCACCUAGUAACCCCAAACAGGUUGGCAUUUAUAUUGCGAAAUUUGGAGUUUUUAGAACAAGCACAAGAAAUGAAGUGCAAAUGUUGUAACAAAAUUUACCCAUCCUACAAGUAUUUCAUGGGACACAUGCGCAAGAAGUAUCCAAAUUUGCCUCGGAAUGUGUGUUUUAAAUGUUUGCGACAGUUUGGCAGUAAAGGACAAUUCAUCGGUCACCUGAAACGUAAGAGCUGCAUCAACUUGUACGCGAUAGUAAUGGCCGAUGAGAGCGUUCCAAAGGCUGCUGCUAUGGCGUCAUCAGUCAACGAGGUUCCGGGAACUAAGGAGAUCAUCGCUAACAAAAGCUACGGAUGCAAACUGUGCAACAAAGAAUUUAAGCCGAAAAUUAAUCUUCGCCAACAUGUACAUGACGCACAUCCAGAAGUGCAGAACAGCAAGGAAAGGUCGGAACAAUCAUGUGCAUUCUGUUCGCAAGUAUUUGAAGACGCCAUUCUACGCCGAAAGCACUAUAAUAAUCUAGAGUGCAUCACGUUUAUCGUGUGCUGUUCUUGUGGCGAACGAUUUGAAGAGCACACUGCUUAUGUCGAUCACGUCUAUCAGCAUCAUUUGCCACCACAACAAACAGGGCAAGACGAAUACGGAUAUGAACUAUUUGAUCAGGAUGGAAAUUCAUCGUCUUCCCAUCUGCGCAAUCCUCAGAGUUGUCCCGUUUGCAAAAAGCAAUAUAAUAAUUACUACAAUGUAUUACGCCAUAUGGAGUCAAAGCAUCCCAAUCAAUUACCGCAAAUUUACCAGUGCUCUAAAUGCUCGGAAGGAUUUCCUAGGCAGUCUGAGCUCAGAGAUCAUCUUCAAACUGCUCACGGAGAAAACAUCAGUAAGCAACAGAAGCAGCUGCUGCCUACAACACAGUUUCCAUGUAAAGAUUGCGAGCAGAUAUUUCCAUCGCUUACUGAAUGGCUUGAGCACCAGAACGCCAAUCAUGCAAGAUUUAAUUGUCUCAACUGUGAUUUCAACAGUGAAAAUCGCGAGGCGUUCACCGUACACUGUUUUAUGGAGCACCGAAAUUUUAACACAAGCGCCACAAAAGUUCAGUUGUACUCCUGCAGACAGUGUACCAACACGUACAAUUCAAUAGAUAAUUUACAAGAGCACAUCGAAUCUCAACACAGCUCUGCGGUGAAUCAACCAAGCAAGGCAAAUGAUGGAAAUAAGCCAACACAUUUAUCGUUUGAGAAUGAUAGGGUUGAAGACAAGCCACCUGAAAAUAGGAUCAACCCACAUGUUCUCGUAAUAAAAACAAUCAAUUGCGGCCUAUGCGGAUUUGUUUUGACUGAUUUUGAAGCGCUUAGGCAGCACAUGAGCAAAAUCCACGGUAUGGAUAAAAAGUUCUACUACUGUAAUCAGUGCACAGCCAAAUUCAUGAACGACAAAGGCUUACGUGUACAUUUGUUCCGAGUUCAUGGUGUACGGGAUGAGUCGAUACCAACACCUGUAGUGAGCGCUGGGGCUUCUUUGCUGAAACCAAUUCAACAAUCAACGGCGGUUCAUCAGCAUACGAUUCCACUGGCAACGAUGAGUAGUGAUCCGGACACAAGUGAACCUGACUCUAAAGCUUCAGUGGAGUGCAGUGUAUGCCACAUCGUGUACAGGAAUAACGAACAGUUGAAAUCACACAUGCAAUCCGUUCACUGUACUUUAGAAAAAGGUCAAACUUCCGAUGAAAAUGUACAGCAGGACAGUUCAUCAAUGUACUCCGCCCAUCAACCGCAUCUUUGGUUUCAGUGCCGGUACUGUGCUGAAAGCUUCAACACUAGCAAAAGACUGACUAUACACAUGAACACUCAUGAAGAGCACGACAGAAGCGAUCACUCUUGUAAAGAUUGUGGCGGUAUCUAUAGUACCAAAAAAUCAUUGUGGGUUCACCGUUACAAGAAACAUCCGAAAAUUCCGGACGCUUCACCUUGUGAAUUAUGCCCACGAGUAUUCUUCGACAAAACGGAACUGUUCUAUCACACAUCUCAAGCUCAUGUUGGCGGCACCAGCUCGACAAAUGGUGGUUCAAAUGGAGAACAGUUUCAUGAAAUGCAGUGUGCCAGUGAUGCUCUCUUUUCAAUGUUGGACACCUCCAUUGUUAUGGAUAAUCGCAAGCCGGAUGAUACUGUUUAUCAAUGCGAUAUGUGCCCAAAAACCUUCCACAUCUUGAAUGCCCUUCAGGUACAUAGAGGCUGGCACUUCAGAUCACCGGAUGGAAGAAAAGUUCGAGAUCCAAACGAUAUAUGGCAGCCCGAUCAAUUGCCACCAAGCAAAGUGAAAAGAAUGUCUCAUACAAAUCGAACGCCGACGAACAUGGUGUCAGUUCCUGUAACCAGCGGUACUUCUGCAGAGAAACGAUUACCAACUUGUCCAUACUGCUACUCUACAUUUGCCAGUGGUAAUAAUUUGAAGCGACAUAUUGUAGAAGUACACAAACGGAAUGAGUCGAAAAAUUCGACUCCAGAAAAUUCCUCAAUAUCAUCUGAAGUUGUAUCCCCAUCGUUUAUUGAAAAGUUCCGAGAAUGUACGGCAUGUUCUAUGAAAUUCAACACGGUGUCAGAAUGGAUCGACCAUAAACUGAGCCACGCUCGAGUACAAAAGCCAUCGCAGACAUUUGAAUGGAAUUGUGAAAUUUGCGGUAAAGCAUUUACUAGAAAGGAGCGUUUACUGCAGCAUAUGGUUUCUCACCUUAACGCUAAAGAGCACGAUGAUGAUAAUUCUGAAGAGAUAGUAACCGAAGAUUCAAAGCACCAUGUACACGGUGCUACGAAUGCGGCAGGUAGCCAUGAGUCGCAACAAGUCACUUCGUCUGUUGAAAUAAAAACGGAAGAUGAUGAGGUUGAAGAUGCCGAUGGUGAUGACGAUAACGUUAUUGAAGCCGAAUUUAUUGAUAAUGAAGAUGAUGACGAGGAAGAGGACAAUCUGAACGAAAGCAGCGAUUCAAAUGACGAAGAUGAUUCAAAUAACGAAAUGGAAACCGAUGACAAAAAAAACAUUAAACAAUACUUUUGUGAGUUAUGUCAAGUUCCGUUCAACUCAGCGGAGUUACUUAGGCAGCACGUAUCAGAGCACUUCCUCAAUGGAGGAUUAGGAGGAAACGUUCAAUUCUCGCAUAGAACAUCAACAGAAUCCACUAGUUCCAGUAACAGUAGUAGUAGCAGCAGCAGUUCGUCUUGCAAGCAGCAAAGCAGCAGCGAUGCUGUUGAUUCAACAGAGAUUAAACAAGAACCGACUUGAUGAUGCAUUUUAUCACUUUAAUUUAUCUCGUAGCAAUGUAAACAUACUUAACUUAAUAAAUUGCCAUACAUGUACGAAAAACCAAGUAGUAACAUUAAAUCAACAUCAAUGCAAAUGUUUCAUUCAUUGCUCGCAUCUAGAAGUACAGCAUUUAGCAUCUCGAAGCCUAUUAACUAUUAGUAUUGGUCGCUACUGUAUUGUAUCCAAUAAAUAAUAAUACUAAAAUAUGUUAUUUUUACUGCAUGUUUUUUUUUUUGAUGACAUUCUUGCUAAGUUUCAGUACCAGUUAUCGAGAAUCAGCUGUCACAGAAGAACGCAAAUCGCUCCUCAAGCUAAUGGGCCAUCCAAAUUUAAAAAUAAUUUUUCAUACUUCUUCAUUUACUUGUUCAAUUUUUUAACACUAUAUUGUUAGGGGCCGUUCAUAAAAAACGGGGUGGGGGGGGGAGGGUCUGUGUUAGAGUAAAGACUAUUGUCAGUACAAACUUAUUUAUUUUAAUUCGACAUUGACAAUGUCAGAAUUAGCGCGCUGUGUAGAGUAUCAGGUAUAUUAUGCCUCUCAAGAAAAAUCAGAAUAUGGCGAUUAUCUGCCUCUGGCUUCUGAUAUAAUAAAAGAUAAGCGCGACAAUACAAUUGUUGGCCGACCCCGAUAUCUGGUCAAAUUACACGAUCGCAAAAGAAACACACGGAACACUUCUACGGAUCACAGAACAUUUAUUCGGUGUUUCUACAGAAACAGUUGACUUAUAACUAAAAGAAAUUGCAUUAUAAACAACAACACAAGCCUCGAUCUGUUAUGGUUCGUCAGCGGCAGUGCUGCCAGUAUUCAUUAAAAACAAGUUAUGAGGAGCGAUCACUGACUAUUCAACAACAAUACAGCGCGCCACUUUCGACAUUGUGUUUAACGCAAGGCAUAACCAGUGGAAGUAAAAUAAUAGAGAUAAGUGACAUUUCAACACACGAACAGAGUAGUGUGCGGUAGUUCGGCAGCAGCAAAGUUUAACGCGCUCGCUUUGCUAGAUUUUUGCGAUUUUUUUUUUCCUCUUCCCUCUGCAGGGCUCCGACGACGGGACGCCAAGCAGUCAGUAGUGUGCGGUAGUUCGGCAGCAGCAAAGUUUCGCGCGCUCGCUUUGCUAGAUUUUUGCGAUUUUUUUUUCCUCUUCCCUCUGCGGGGCUCCGACGACGGGACGCCAAGCAGUCAGUAGUGUGCGGUAGUUCGGCAGCAGCAAAGUUUCGCGCGCUCGCUUUGCUAGAUUUUUGCGAUUUUUUUUUCCUCUUCCCUCUGCGGGGCUCCGACGACGGGACGCCAAGCAGUCAGUAGUGUGCGGUAGUUCGGCAGCAGCAAAGUUUCGCGCGCUCGCUUUGCUAGAUUUUUGCGAUUUUCUUUCCCCUUCUCUCUGCGGGGCUCCGACGACGGGAUGCCAAGCAGUCAGUAGUGUGCGGUAGUUCGGCAGCAGCAAAGUUUCGCGCGCUCGCUUUGCUAGAUUUUUGCGAUUUUUUUUCCUCUUCCCUCUGCGGGGCUCCGACGACGGGACGCCAAGCAGUCAGUAGUGUGCGGUAAUUCGGCAGCAGCAAAGUUUCGCGCGCUCGCUUUGCUAGAUUUUUGCGAUUUUUUUUCCUCUUCCCUCUGCGGGGCUCCGACGACGGGACGCCAAGCAGUCAGUAGUGUGCGGUAGUUCGGCAGCAGCAAAGUUUCGCGCGCUCGCUUUGCUAGAUUUUUGCGAUUUUUUGUUUUAGUCCAAAUGAAAAUAAGUGGUUUGAUAUUAAUAGGGUUGCAUGAAUCACUCCACUUACCAAAGUGAACUCAUAUCAUGCGCCCUUUCCCCUCCCCACUAACAAAAAGUCCUUCCCAUGACAGACGUGGAGACGCAGAGGUGAUCUCGGUCUUUAGUAAGCAACGCACGUCAUAAUAACAUUCCUUUCCUUCCUCGAUGACCGUAAGGACGUGGCCGGCGCCGUUAUUGACCUAAUAAAGUUUGGAAUUCUCGAAGAUGCACAUUGAGGACGGUAAGCUACUCCCAAGCUCCGUCGGUUGGUUCCUUGUGCAACUUCGAUUGUUCUGGUCAAUCACGGAGUAGCAACUACGAAUAGUACGGUCAUCUAUGCUCAUGCUCAUGCUCAUGCUCAUAAGUGACAUUUCAACACACGAACACUAGCGCGAGUUUUUCCUAGAAAUCCUCUACAUAGAGAUAAGCGGAAGUUCUGCUGGAUAUGUUGAGGGAAAGGAUAGUUUGGUAAACGUUUUGAAUGAAGCAGGUUAGGGCAGUGAGAUACAUGAAGGACACACGGGAAACUAAAAUCAAUGUUAGAUAGAAGUAUUGACAUAUCGAUUGCACAGGUUGAUAGAUUUCUAAGGUUUAAAACUGAUCAUAGCAGUUGAAACAGAGAACAGAUACGCGACAUUAUGGUUGCAGGGCGCAUAUCGCCGGAGCGCUGAACGCGCGGGUAUUCAGCAAGAUCAUGCUGAGGAUGACGGUCCUGUCCCAAUGAGGACGUUACACUAAGAAGAGGAAGAACAAGAAGAAUAGUGGAAGAUUGAGUCUCUAUAAUUCUCAUUUCUGCUACCACGGCUCUCAUUGUGCUGAUAGUACCGGUUCUUAAGUAUGGUAGGGUUUGAUUUGUAAACUUCACUCAUUCUCUGCUUUCGGAGAUGAUAAUGCCGAGUAGAGUUGUUUAGAGUUCGAUCACGUUGGACAAGCAUGACGUAUACGUCUUCAGCCGAUGCCAUGCGUUUUAUCUGCUGUUCCAAAUGGAAAGGGAAAUGUGCAGAGAUGGUGUUGAUGAACUGCCGCUGUGGUAGUGGUGGUGAUAAAAAAGACACUCUGCGAUACAUGCCAGCGAAAUAUUUUCCCAUCUUUGAAAAUCGCCCUUUUUGUUGGUAGGAUCCAUAAUAAAACUGAUCUCGUACACGCCACUGAACGUCUGCACCCCAAAAUGUGCGUAAGAAUGACGACUUCAUGGACUCAUAGCUACGGUAUCGGCGACCAAAUAUUCUACCCCAAACCGCCGCGUCAUUUCUGAGGCUUGCCAGAAAAACGAAGCAUUUCUCUUCUUCGGAUAUCCAGUAAUUUCUCUCAUGCAUCGCCAGGAAGUUUUCCAAAUCCUCGACGAACUCAGGUGCUGGAUUACGAUAUACAUUACCAUCAAAGGUCGGUGGAUUGAUAAAAUUAUUCCAGGGAGAAUACUGCAUGUUGUAUCCACUAUGAUGUUGAUUAAAGCCAACCGAAGCAUCGACCAUCGAUGCAUAAGAUGCUUUGAUAUAAACCAUUUCACUUUUUCCAAUAAUGUGCACAAUGUGGGAUAUGAUCCCGGUUGAGCCCCCAAGCUGUCGAUAUGUCGAUUCGGCAACGCUGUUCAUUUUGUUUACAUCAGCAUUUUCUAAUUAUGGUAGAUUUUUUUUUCAAAAUUUUGAAAAAAAUAGCGGAGCAAUCGAUGAAAUCUGAAAUUUAUUGCAAAGUGUUAAGCUAAACAUAUCGGCAGAACUGAAGCAAGAAGCAGCAAUGAAAGUUUUUUCGAGAAGUGCAUCAACAAAAGUUUCGUCAUAAGCUUGAGCUUUUGAAAGCAGAAUUAAUUAAAUUCUAUUGGGCUUAAGGUUUCAGUGGAAUGAAAUGCUGAGUUUGUUUAAUUAACGAAAGAAACGGAACUUUAUUUAACUACGUCUGUACACUUCGAAUUCAGUUUUACUUUUGACAAAAUGGCGCUCCAUGCGCAAUGAUGCUGCUGUCACUAAAGACCCUCGAGAAAGAGGAUGCAGCAUAAAGAGGCCACCUAAAAAGAGGUGUAGCGUGGCAUGCUCGUUGUAUAUAUCAACAAAUUCUAUCUUUUUACUAAACUUACAUAUACCGUCAAUUUCUCGAUAUUAAAAAUAAAUAAUUUUAAUUUAUUUAGUUCGGAUUGCAAUACCGUUCAAUCGACGCCUUCUUACGAACGAUCAGCCUGUUCAUUUGGCUCACACUUUGACAGUUCUUUCUGCACGAUUGGCUUACAAUGGCCGCCUCCGCAGAUCUCUAUAAUGUAGGAUUACUAGUCAAUACGCACCCGUUCAAACGUCAAAUCCGUUAUGUCGUGUAUUGAUUGGUCUUAUGCGAUUUUUUUCUUUCCUUUUGCUCUGUGCUGUGGUUUGCAGGAGAGUAAAGAUAAAAUAGAAAUCAAUGUGCACGGAUCAUCGUAUUCAUGGUUGCCAAUGAUCAUGUUUCUGCCACUUGGCAAAAUGUACAACAAUUAUGAUUUUAUUUUGUGUGAUAUUAUAUAGUUUUGAUGAAGCUGCUAUCCCAGGUAACCACUAAGCACUGUUCUGAGCAUUAUAACGGCCAUUAAACAGCUUUUCAGUGCUAAGUAGCUCUAUAUAAGCAUUCCUAAUGCUUAUAGGCACUAUAACCAGUAAGAACUAAAUUAAGCCCUGUAAGCCUAUAUAAAGCCUACAAGCUGUAAAGAAGUUUGUCAGUGCUGUCACAGGGCUUGGAGCACAUGACGUUUAUAUCAAUCAAAAUAGAUUUCGACCAAAACAGACUCGAGUCGGUCAUUAUCAAUACAUUUUAAACAUCCAUGUCGGACGGGAUUGACGAAACGGGAUUAUUUUUGGCACAUUUAUCGGAAUGGUGUUGUUAAAUAGAUAAUGGAAUUUGGUUAUCUUGAUUAUUCCAUUUUUUUCAAUCAAGACAAACUCCAGCUCGUUUCCCUCUUCUUGUGAAACGUUUCCCGACCAUUUAUAUAAACAUUGCUUCUCCUGCAUCAAUUCCUGCGUUCGUUACCACCAACCUUACCACUGAAUCAUCCUCAUCCCAUAUCAUUUUCAACCCUCGAAAUGCCCAAACUAUUUUAUUUUUCAUGGUUUAAAUACUAGUUUGAUCACACCAUUCCCAUGGUGCAUUGGUGGAGCAGAUGAGAAAGGCAUCGGACUUGGACUUGAUCAGGAACUCGGAGGACAACAGUUAGAAUCUGGAUGAAGUAGCAAAAAAGCAACUUCAAUGGAAGCGAAGGAAGUUAGAAAAGAACAGGAGAUAAACAUUUUUUUUUUCUUUUUUCUUUGUCUCACUUUUGACAACUUUCGCUCCAGAGACUUGGUACGAUAUUUUAAAGUUGGCCGUAUAUCAGCCGAAUAAUUCGCCAAAAGUGGCUUUUGAGCAGCUCUAUAAGAGGAUAUAGAACCAAUUAGCUCUGUUAGCCAGGUUCUACAUUCGACUAUAGAGCCGACUUAAUGCCAUUUUUACGGCUUAAUGGUUACUUGGGAUAUUACAGAGAAAAACACUGCUUUGAGCUACCAUAGCACAGACAUCUGACUUACCGGAAGAGAUAUCAUUUUACAAGAUUGUUAUUGAACAACGAAAAUGGGAAACUGCAUUGAUUAAAACGAAAUUUAUGUAUCUGGUUUUCAUAAAGAGCAAGUGACUCAAGAUUUCAUAUGAACACAUAUUUCGUCUCGUAGAAAAAGGGAGAUGUGGUAUCCUAUAUGACUUGAUACUAAUAUACGCAAAUCUUGCUGAUUGCGUUAAUACUGACACGAAGUAAUUAGUAGAGAUUUAGAGUGUAGGUUUUGCUUAGCGAGUGAGAGAGACAACAUUGGAUCUGGUCGCGUUGCAAGACGCAAGAAUGUGUGGAUGGUGAAAACCUGGAGUCUUGUACACUGAACCCAAACAUCAUCCUUCAUUCGUAUUUUUCGUCAUCCGCCUCAUGUCUAAAAUUAAUAAUUCUAUUUCCAUAUGACAAAACCGAGCGUAUGCACUAUCACUGAAAUAGCGAAUCAAAAUCAUUCUUCAUGCUUACGUUUAUACUUCAGUUUUCGAGUGGUACUUCAUUCGAUACCUAGCCUGUACAGGUGCAACUGACUACCAUCCCAUGAAUGGAUGAACAGUAUUUUGGUUGCGCCCCUUUACGAUUGUCAUUCGCUUUCGGGAUGAUUCGUCAUCCGCGUUUGGAGUGAUUGACGGUCGAGUUCUCGGUAGCGGUAGAGGUCGAUGCUGAGUGCGCGAUCAUUUCUCCGCCAUUUGUAUUUUUACACGGAACAGACAUGUUCUGUAAAACAUGGAAUAGCAGAAAUCUCGGCAGAAAUUUUAUAUUUUGAGGAAACCCAACUCGAAGCUGUGCCGGACAGAGGAAUGGAAGCGGAGUUCGUACAUCAUUCAUUGGCCGUCAUCCAUCUUCCCAGUGAAUCAAUGGGACCGUGCCAAGCAGCAGCCGCGCCGUUUGUUCUUUUCCUGCCGAGCCAUAAGCAUGCAUAAUGCUGUACGCAGCAUGCCGCAAGCGGGAUUCCCUCUGAUUUGUUUUAAUGAAAGUAUGUAUAUUCAAUAUGUAAAAUCGGUUAAUAAAUACUGGAAAAUAAGAAAAAAAAAA